Molecule: messenger RNA, 769 nt
Organism: Photinus pyralis (common eastern firefly)
Lineage: Eukaryota; Metazoa; Arthropoda; Insecta; Coleoptera; Lampyridae
Product: histone H3-like
Exons: 1
Coding region: 33-698 (221 amino acids)
Cellular component (GO): nucleosome
Molecular function (GO): protein heterodimerization activity; DNA binding; structural constituent of chromatin
Source: RefSeq, a predicted model, not a curated record
CGAUUAUCGAUUGAAAGGCAAAUAUAUUGAAAAUGUAUAGGGCGAUAUGUCGUCCUCCCUACACGAAUGCGAAGCGAUCACUACCCGCCCCGCAGCCGCGACGAUUGCUUUUAUGCUCUAAAAGUCGGCCCGUCCCCUCGAACUUUGCGUUCGCCAAUCGCGAUGCGUGGCGCGGUCAUAAAAUGCCGAGCGAAAAUCGCUUCACCCGUCAGUGCACUAGCCGCCUUUCGUUAGUCGCGUCGCACUACUUUCCUUCAUUCGCCGUUUCUGUACUAUUAUUAUCGGCCAUGGCCAGAACAAAGCAGACCGCUCGCAAGUCCACCGGCGGCAAGGCGCCCCGUAAGCAGUUGGCGACCAAGGCCGCCCGCAAAAGCGCUCCCGCCACGGGCGGCGUCAAGAAGCCCCAUAGGUACCGUCCCGGUACGGUGGCGCUACGCGAAAUUCGCCGUUAUCAGAAGAGCACCGAGUUGCUCAUUCGCAAGCUCCCCUUCCAGAGAUUGGUGCGCGAGAUCGCCCAGGACUUCAAAACCGACCUUCGUUUCCAGAGUUCCGCGGUGAUGGCGUUACAGGAGGCGAGCGAGGCGUACUUGGUGGGUCUUUUCGAAGACACCAACCUUUGCGCCAUUCACGCGAAACGAGUCACCAUCAUGCCCAAGGACAUCCAACUGGCGAGACGCAUUCGCGGCGAACGCGCCUAAAUAGGAGGAAAGGUCUUCCCGGACGAUAUUUCAGAAAACAAAAAAAAAAACGGUUCUUUUAAGAACCACCG